CUCUGACCUCCCCGACGAGGCCGCCGCCUAAACCCCACGCGCUCCCCCAACUCUAAACCCCGACGAGCCGCCGCCGGGUUCUACCUCCUCGGCAAGCCACCUCGCUGCCGCCGCCGUCAGGGCCACAUGGGGAGCAGGGUGGCCGCGGCGCUGCUCCGGCGUGGCAGGGACCAGGCCUCGGCUCUGAUGAUCCCCCGCCUGGCCCCGCGGAGCGCCCCCGCCCCCGCUGUUCCCAGGAUCGGAUCCGGAUCCGGCUCCGGCUCUGGCUUCGGCGGCGGCGGAUGCCUCCUACCCCCGCGGUCGGGGACAACGGGGGCCUUCUCCUCCGCUUCGCGAUUCGUCCCCUUCCAUGCCUUCCGCUCCCUCGCCCCCAAGACCUCACUGGGCCAAUGCACAAGACAAAUGUCAACUGCCACAGCAGCAUUGAAUUCAACGAUGGCCAAUGGAGCAGCAAAUUCUGGAUUGAAGUUACUUGUUACAAAAGGGCCUCAAGCACAGAAGGCUAUUGGGAUAUGGCUUUUUGGCUGUGCUGCCUGGGUGUUUAGCUUGGUCAUACUCGGAGGAAUAACUCGGCUUACACGUUCUGGUCUGUCAAUGACUGAUUGGAAGUUCACUGGGGAAAUACCUCCAGUAUCAAAUGAGGCUUGGCUGCUGGGAUUUGAGAAAUACAAGCAGUCGCCUGAGUACAAGAGGGUGAACAAAGGAAUGAGCCUUGAGGAUUUUAAAUUUAUAUACUGGAUGGAGUACGCACACAGAAUGUGGGGAAGAGCUUUAGGCUUUGUAUUUGCGGGUCCUUUUGCGUACUUUAUUGCAAAAGGGUAUGUGACCCACCAACUUGGGCUCAGGCUGUCAGCUCUAUUUGCACUUGGUGGUGCUCAAGGGUUGAUUGGCUGGUGGAUGGUGAAAAGUGGUCUUGAGGAACCAACAUCUGAGUAUGUUCAACCCAGGGUUAGCCCUUACAGGUUGGCAACUCAUCUAACAUCUGCGUUUGUUAUAUACUGUGGUAUAUUGUGGACUGCUUUGUCAGUAGUGAUGCCAGAUCCUCCAACAGGAUCAAUGAGUUGGGUAGAUGGCGCAGCAAAAAUUAGGAAGUUGGCUAUUCCUGUCAGUGCUGUCGUAGGCAUUACUGCCAUAUCUGGAGCAUUUGUUGCAGGCAAUGAUGCAGGGCACGCAUACAAUUCAUUCCCAAAGAUGGGUGACACUUGGAUUCCCGAAGAUGUAUUUAGUAUGGAGCCUUUCAUACGCAAUUUUUUUGAGAAUACAUCCACCGUGCAGCUCAAUCACCGAAUUCUUGCAACAACCACAUUAUUGUCUGUGGCUAGAUUAUGGCUGGCUGCAAGAAAAAUAGACAUGCAUCCAGCAGUCAAGUCACUGAUAGGGAGCACGCUUGGGAUGGCUGCUCUUCAGGUUACGUUGGGCAUAUCGACACUCUUGAUGUACGUCCCUACCUCGUUGGGCUCAGCGCACCAAGCUGGAGCAUUAACUCUAUUGUCACUGAUGAUUCUUCUCACUCAUACAUUAAGAAGGCCGUCACCAACUCUUCUUAAAUCGUUUGCGGCUGCUGCGAAACCAAACUGAUACUACACCUUGAAAAUUUUCAUACAACAAUUCCCCCCUGCUAACAUGCAUGGGUGCCCUUGUUUCUUUGCACCCCGCCUGACUACUGAAGCUUUUUGCCAGAAAAGUAUGCUGCACUUGAAUAAAGUGUCCAUGAUAGUGCCGAAUAUUAGAAACAUUAUUGCAUUUUUUUAACACAUUCUGUUUUGACAUGUGAACUCUUGUACCAUUGUGCCCAUGGAAGCGGAUGGAUUUGUACCCUAUGCUUAUACACAAGCCUCAGUUCCCUUUCUAUUCUUGUGUACCAGACCAAGGCUAAUCAGCCAAAAAUAAUUUUGAGAAUGUAAUAUUCAUGUACAAAGGCUGAUAGGCAUAUGGUACGUUUGGAUGUUGUUCA
Panicum virgatum (switchgrass) is the source of this 1954-nucleotide messenger RNA. Its product is annotated as cytochrome c oxidase assembly protein COX15-like. The record is from RefSeq and is a predicted model, not a curated record. Gene Ontology annotation, cellular component: mitochondrial inner membrane. NCBI's taxonomy places the organism in Eukaryota, Viridiplantae, Streptophyta, Magnoliopsida, Poales, Poaceae. Gene Ontology annotation, biological process: heme A biosynthetic process. Bases 127 to 1578 code for a protein of 483 amino acids. Gene Ontology annotation, molecular function: oxidoreductase activity, acting on NAD(P)H, heme protein as acceptor. The transcript has 7 exons.